AUGGCUGCCAGCAAUGCCGUCACUGUCCUCAUUGUUGGAGCUGGCAACAUCAAUUUUGGCUCUCCCGAGGGCCCUUGGAACCACUCCAAGCGGCUGGAGGAGCUUCUUGACCUACGGCUCCGGGUCGUCGGCAUCGUCGACCCUGCAACUGCACGCGCACAGGAUGUGUUGGCCGCCAAGGCCAGAUCACAGGCGGCUGGCUCAUACAUGGACUGUGUAAUCUACCCCUCCGUACAAUCGGCAACAGCGGCACUGGCCACCACCCCGCCACAUCUGGUGAUCGUUGGCUGCCCUCCGGCCUUUCGAAGCACGACCGACCCGUCCCGCGGCUAUGACAUCGAACGCCAGCUCUCCGACUCCUUUCCGAACGCUGCGCUCUUCAUUGAGAAGCCCGUAGGGGCUGGCGACGUGGGCGAGGCCAAGGCAGUUGCGGAUCUUCUCGAGAAGCGCAAAUCGAACCUUGUGAUGGUGGGGUAUAUGUUGCGCUACUCGGCCGCGGUGCAGAUGAUGAAGCGCAUCAUCGAAGACGACAACCUCGUUGUGAUGAUGACGAGCGCCCGGUACGUAAUGGCGUACGAGCAUAGCACCAAGACGGCGUGGUGGGACAAAAGCAUCGAUUGUGGGCCGAUUGUCGAACAGGCCACGCACUUCUGCGACCUUUCACGGUAUUUUGGGGGCGAGGUUGACCUGGACAGCAUCAUGGCCCACUCCCUCGAGUGGUAUGAGAAGCCAGGUCACCUCACCAAGAUGUCCGUAGACGAGUCGCUUAUCGCCGAGGACAACCGUAUCCCGCGGUUUACCUCAGCGUCCUGGAAGUAUGCUUCGGGUGCCAUCGGGCACCUCGAGCACGGCGCUGCCCUCCACGGCACAGAGUUCAGCACCGAGUUCGUUGUCUUCGCCGAUGGGUAUCAGCUCAAGUUGACGGACCCGUAUAACAGGCCAACUCUUUCUGUGCGACGUCCUGGAUCUGAUCGCGAGGAGGUUCAUACGUUCUACGACGACGACCCGUUCCUCAAUGAGAUGGCAGCGUUCAUCGACGCUGCAAUGCUGGACAAGAAGGAGACCAGCCCAAUCCUCAGCAGCUACGCCGACGCUGUCAAGACAUACGAGAUGACGUGGGCCAUCCGUUUGGCCAGUGAGAAGACGCGUAGGCCCAUGGUCGUCGCAUCAACUCCGCUGCCAAAGGGCACUGUUCACGCGCCACUGGAGUGCCGCUCCCAUAAAGCCUUCCCUGGAGUCGUCCCGGUCCCAACGACGCUGCCUGUGUCCGAAGCCGUGGUUAGAGCGUCGUAG
Molecule: messenger RNA, 1293 nt
Organism: Cutaneotrichosporon cavernicola
Lineage: Eukaryota; Fungi; Basidiomycota; Tremellomycetes; Trichosporonales; Trichosporonaceae
Exons: 2
Coding region: 1-1293 (430 amino acids)
Molecular function (GO): nucleotide binding
Source: RefSeq, a predicted model, not a curated record